This is a messenger RNA of Varroa destructor (honeybee mite), 1641 nucleotides long. Its product is annotated as N-lysine methyltransferase SMYD2-A-like. NCBI's taxonomy places the organism in Eukaryota, Metazoa, Arthropoda, Arachnida, Mesostigmata, Varroidae. The record is from RefSeq and is a predicted model, not a curated record. Gene Ontology annotation, cellular component: nucleus.
AGCCGCGAGUCGAUACUUUACAGCUAGACUUCCAGGCCCAGUUAUUUGCGCUUAUUGUGAGCAAUUUACUACAUCUAAAAAGCAGCCUGGGUUUCAGAUGAGGUGAACUUGUUGUCGACCGUCAGUGACAACGCAGUUGGUUUUGACUGCGUAAUAUUAGACGAUUGGAACUGCACUAAAUAUUAGGAUACCAGUUACUAUGACCACUACGCUGUCUUUCAAGAAGGGGAAAGUCCUUUUGCGCGAAGCGCCGUAUGCUGCCGCGAUAUGUGAGGUAUCUCUUGCCAGCUCUUGUUCUUACUGUUUUAAAGAUGCAAAUGUAAAAGCGUGCUCAAAGUGCCGGACUAUUUCUUACUGUUCGAAGGAGUGCCGUAAAAAAGAUUCAGCAGACCAUAAAAUCGAAUGUAUUGCUAUUCGAAGAACAGAAGGUCAAUCACUGGAUACUGAAACCCGCCUUGUAAUUCGGGCGAUCUCUAAACACCAUCGAGAGAUACAGCGUGGUGUUCUCUCGGUUGGAGAUUGGUUCGGUGUUAAGCGAACCAUCAUCAAUUUAGUUUCCCAUAUCGAUUAUCUAGCAAACCAAACGGAUUUGUUUCGGGGCACCUCAACCAAAGCUCAAAAUAUUCUUAAGAUAAUUGGGGAUUUAAUCCCAUGCUUUCAUGAAGAGCUCAUUGGAAUGAUCCAACGCAUUCGGCUUAAUUCGUACGGUAGCCAAAACGUGGUCGCUGUACAUUUAGCUGCAUCGAAAUUUGAUCAUUCGUGUCAACCGGAAUUACCUAUUACUCAUGUUUUUGAUGGUCGUAAAAUUACAUUUAGAGCGCUAGAAGAUUUCACUUGCGAACGUGACCAGAUGCGCAUCAGCUACUUACCGCCGUUACUUAGCUAUCCCGUUCGCCAAGACCUUCUGAUGACACGUUACUAUUUUGAAUGCGAUUGUAAUAAGUGCUGGCAGGACUAUUAUGAUGAAGCCAAAGAAGAGUGCGAACCUUCCUUAAGUGAAGAAAUAGAAGCGGUUAUCGCAUUGGAAUCAUCCUCCGAAAUUUUAGAAAAAGGGAAAGAGCUGUUGUCACGAAUGGAACAUUUGCCUCCGGAGAACUAUUGGAUGUAUCAAUUGCGGUGCGCGAUGCAAUCUGCCGCUUUUACGGAGGAGCAGUACUAUGAUAGCUUACAGCAUGGAUACCAUGCGUAUAUGGGAACAGAUGUUGCCUCCUAUCAGGCAAAGGUACUCUACACUAUGUAUCUGGCUCUUCGCGAGUUAGGUUGGAACAAUGAAGACCACGAGCAUCACAAAUACUACCUAGAGUGUCUACGCAAGGGGGGCAGUCUCUUUGAAGUCUGCUUCGGAAAGAAACACCCGAUUAGCUCGGAACUACGUAAAGCGCAAAAGAUGAUCUCUCGUGAAUGAAAAUCGAACUCAUAUAGUCCUUAAAGCAUGACGACAAGACAUGUGUAUACCACAAUGCGGUGGCGGCGUUAAUAAUUCGUUAAGACAAACGAAUUAGCAAAUUUUACACAUCCAUUAUCUUUCCUGCGUCAGAAUCAUAAAUAGAGCAAAACAGGAAACAUUGAAAAGGAACCUAAAUAUAUACCUGACUAUUUGAAAUCAUACUAGUCGCAGUUUUUAAUCUUAUCAUUGCAUAC